This is a messenger RNA of Quercus robur (English oak), 2046 nucleotides long. RefSeq lists its product as uncharacterized. Bases 1 to 2046 code for a protein of 681 amino acids. Gene Ontology annotation, biological process: DNA integration. Gene Ontology annotation, molecular function: RNA-DNA hybrid ribonuclease activity; nucleic acid binding. The transcript has 5 exons. Lineage: Eukaryota; Viridiplantae; Streptophyta; Magnoliopsida; Fagales; Fagaceae. The record is from RefSeq and is a predicted model, not a curated record.
AUGGAUGAACAAGUUCAAGCAAUGAACAUUGAAGAAAAGAGGGUUGUAGCAGAACCUACUGAAGCAUUGGAAGAUAUUCCCUUGGAUGAAGAUAACCCUGAGAGGUGUACCAGGGUUGGAGCAGAUUUAGAAGAGAAGAUUAAGACGGACCUCGUCCAAUUUUUGAAGAACAACAUCGACGUGUUUGCGUGGAGUCACGAUGAUAUGCCGGGGGCGACAUAUCAGAGGUUGGUCAACCACAUGUUCCGUCCGCAGAUUGGGCGGAAUGUGGAAGUCUAUGUAGAUGACAUGCUGGUUCUCAAAAAAGCAUUCGAAUGGACCGACGAGUGUCAGAGAGCUUUCGAAGAUUUGAAGGUAUACCUUACCAGGGCACCGCUGCUAAGUCCAUCAGUGGAAGGAGAGGAACUAUAUUUGUACCUAGCGGUAACCCCAUAUGCUGUGAGCUCAGCAUUGAUAAGAGAGGAAGAUAAAGUCCAAAGACCUGUGUAUUAUACAAGCAAGGCAUUGAAAGGAGCGGAAGGACGAUAUCCACAAAUGGAGAAGUUGGCCUUCGCACUAAUCACAGCUUCAAGGAAGCUGAGGCAUUAUUUCCAAGCACAUGUCAUUAAUGUUAUGACAGAUCAUCCUCUCAAAAAAGCAAUGAAUAGACUGGAAGCUGCAGGGCGAUUAAUCCAGUGGGCUGUGGAGCUAAGUGAGUUCGAUAUCAGAUAUCAACCAAGGCAUGCCAUAAAAGCUCAAGCCCUAGUAGAUUUUAUUGCAGAGUUUACCCCAAGUCAUAAUGAGGCAGAGGACAGCAAGAGAUGGAUCGUCCACGUGGAUGGUUCGUCUACACGGCAUGCAGGAGGAAUUGGUGUGGUCCUGCAGUCCCCAGAGGGAGACAAACUGAAACAUAAAGUCCGUCUACAGUACCAAGCGACAAACAAUGAAGUCGAAUAUGAAGCCCUCCUCAAACGGCUAGAAUUGGCGAAGUCCGUGGAAGCCAAGUCCAUAUGUGUCAUGGGAGAUUCCCAACUGAUCAUGGGGCAAGUGAAUGGGAUGUAUGAAGCGAAGGAAGGACGAAUGAAGAAAUACCUUGGUAGGGUGAUGCGCCUUGUGAAAAGGUUUGAAAAAGCUGACUUCGUUCAAAUCCCCAGGGAGGAGAACGUGGAAGCUGAUACUAUAGCAAAAGAGGCCUCAGCAGAUGAAUCAUUAGAGAAGUCAGAUAAAGUUCAGUAUAUGCCGAGUAUAGAUGCCCAGGAAGUACAGCAGGUGGAUAACAGAGAAAAUUGGAUGACUCCCAUUAUAUCAUAUUUGAAAGACGGACGACUACUAGAAGAAAAGGACGAGGCCAGAAAGAUGGGGGUGAGAUCAGCUAGAUACGUCCUUAUGAAUGAAGUGCUAUACAAGAGAGGUUUUUCUCAACCUUACCUUAGGUGCCUAGCUCCGGACGAAGCGAACUACGUGCUGAGAGAAGUUCACGAAGGGGCAUGUGGCAAUCACUCAGGAGCCAGAUCACUUGUCCACAAGGUCGUCCGUGCAGGAUAUUACUGGCCGAACAUGCAAGCUGAUGCAAAAGCAUACGUUAAAGUCUGCGACCAGUGCCAGCGAUUUAGCAAUGUCCCCAGGCAACCAUCGGAAUACCUCACCCCAAUGGUAGCACCGUGGCCCUUCGCACAAUGGGGAUUGGACAUUUUGGGUCCCUUCCCUUUGGGAGUAAGGCAGAUGAAGUUUUUAGUUGUGGGCAUCGAUUAUUUCACCAAAUGGGUGGAGGCAGAACCGUUGGCAAAUAUCACACAACAGAAUGUUAAGAACUUCAUGUGGAAGAACAUUGUCUGCAGAUUUGGAGUGCCGAAGAUAUUGGUGUCUGACAACGGACGGACCACUGUGAGGACCCCUACAGGGGAGACCCCUUUCAAGUUAGCCUAUGGAAGCGAUGCAGUCAUACCUGCAGAAGUGCAUAUGGCUAAUCACAGGGUGAUGACGUAUCAAGACAAGGAUAAUGAGGACCAGCUUCGUCUGAACCUCGAUCUAAUAGACGAGUUUGAAACUAUGAUUUACUUUUUAUAG